AUGCACGUGCGGCUCGCACUGCGCCGCUCCAGCAGCUCAGGCAUUCGCCGGCGCUCCAAUGCAUUGCAACCUCAUUCUGUAGCCAUGUUGGACACUGUGCGAUCACCAGGUCGCUGUCGUUUCGCUUUCAGUGCGGCGUACCCUACGCCCAUUGAGUCGGCUGCAUUGGCCGCUAGCAGUGAUAAAAAACCCAUGCCCCGUCUGGUCUGUGGCAAAUGCAACGCGACGUUAAGUGCGACAAAGGACCUGGUUUUUUUCCGAUGGCGCAACGGUAUCCACGUCUCGAAUGCAACGGAUGAGUCGCUGAAGAAUUUGUUCCCAGAAAACGCGGUCGAAGAAGACGAUACAAGCUGGAAAAAGCACAAGAUGCUCUGUAUCAAGUGCAAUCAUCAAGUGGGGACCUUGGCUCGGGUCUUUUCCUCCGACCGAGUGCUAUUCAGUGCCGCUCGCGUGGCCAUCCAAAUGUCCGAAGCUCAGUCGCCUCUGCUGUCAUUGUCCGGAUACCCGUCCUCGGUGUUGAGCUUUGCAAUGUGGUCCGAGUUGAUCUUGAUCGCAGAGACGCAGCCACAACUCAAGGGCUUGCUGCAGAUCCGCAGAGUGGACACGAUCCAGCAGCACUCGACCGAUACAGCAAAACUGAACCGCAAAAUUCUCAUGGCAAAGGAUUUGCAAGAACUGCUACGCGUCGUGGACGAGAACGUGCUUGAGCUGAAUCAGUACAAUAUUCGGACGGCAAUCGAUCGAGCAGGCCGAUUCGUGGCAACGAGAACGUCUCGAGUAGACUUGCCGGCAGUCAGCAGCAGCAACAGCUUGAACAAAUCUGAAGCGCCAGAAGAUGAGUUGCUAGUAGUUCCGUCGCCAAAUCUGUCCCCGAGAUUGUCGACUAAACCUACUGCCUUGGAUACGAAACGGUUCUGGAAUCUAAUUGAUGAGACUGAAAAGCUGGUAAACUUUGGCAUUGCCGCCUUCAAAACUGGCCAAGCGCUUUCCAAUCUUACGACUGCGCUGAUGCGUCUCGGUGUGGGGCGCGCGACAAUUCUGCAACCAGUGGCUGCGCAGGCUGUAUUCCUGAUGCAAGCUGACAAGCCAAGAAUGAGCGCACACGAAGCCUGCAUGGUUGCCACAGCAAUCGUGCAUUUGCUGCCAAGGGAGCGUCGGAGAAAUGAUUGGGUCUUGGACACUUUGCAGGCAACCAGCAAGAUGGUGAUGUCUGAGCUUGACGGGGAGAACGCAAGUGUCGAGGACAAACAGCGAGCCGCUGAAGUGCUCAUCCCGCUGGCUCGAUCCUUCCUAUUUGCCGAAAGCUUCGACAAUGCUUUGUUCCGACGAGCCUUUCGCGAGAUGAACUCCCGGGCACUGACCAAGCUCAACUUGCCUCCGCACAAACUUCGGGUACUCAUGUCGAAGGCGUACCAAGUUCAUCUGGACUGUGAACUAAACGGCCGAUCGAGCGAUUUACGCUUGUCGCCGGCUUUCGAAGAUGAGUGCAAGCAAGCGUUUGACGCUCAUCAGAGGAAGAGCAAGAGCUCGUCGUAUCGCUUGCACCAUCUUGUCUGCACGGCACUAGACGAGCUCGGGAUUGCCAAUGAAACUUCAUACGGUGUGGAGACGAGCUACCAUUUUGAUGUAGCGGCACCGAAGCAGAGAAUCGCGAUUGAGAUCAACCAGUCCGAUUGCUACGGGGUACUCGAGCCGGGCGACGAAGACGAGGAGCCGAAAACCUUUGGCUUUGUGGAUCUCAAGACACGCCACCUGAAGCUCUUAGGCUGGACGGUUAUCAACCUGCAUGCCGACCGGUUUUUGCAGCGCAAGACCCUGGAGGACCGCGUGAUGUACCUGAGCAUGCUGCUGGAAAUCGUCACAUGUCGUGAGUGGAAGCCUACGCAAUUGAACCGAAGUGGUAGUCGAUCCAAACAACCAAGUAUUAGAUAG
Messenger RNA from Peronospora matthiolae, 1932 nucleotides. The record is from the annotation of a GenBank genome assembly. Lineage: Eukaryota; Oomycota; Peronosporomycetes; Peronosporales; Peronosporaceae.